AUGACCAUGAAUAUCAUAAGCAGUAAUAAUUCAACAUCAACAUCAACAUCAAAUAGUAAUUUUAAUUCACAUGGUUAUGAAUAUAAUAACAAUAACAAUAACAAUAAUAAUAGAAUGAACGAUACAUCAUCAUCAUAUCGAAAUUCUAAUAGGUACAACCACAACAAUAACGACCAACAUCGAGGUGGUGGAUAUCGUGACAAUAGAGAUCGUGACAAUGUCAGAGAUCGUGAUAAUGUGAGAGAACGUGAUAGAGAUUAUAGAGAUGACAAUAAUAAUAAUAAUAAUAAUAGCAACAUCAAUAAUAACAAUAUAAAUGGUAAUAAUAAUACCAGAAUGCGGAAUAAUGAUAGAGACUAUCCAAUAAGACGAUCAUACAAUAACAACACUGGUAAUCAUUGGAAUCAACAAUUCUUGCGUCAAGAAGAAGAGGCCAAUAGAUACAAACGUGACUAUUCAACGCUUCAACUAUCGAACGAUUCACUCAAACGUCGUAGAACCAAAGAUGGUAGAAUAGAUCUUAAUGAUUCCAGUGAUUUGAGUAGUAAUAGAGAUAUCGAUAAUAGAGAUAAUAAUAAUAUUAGUAGUAGUAGAGAUAAUAGUAGUAGAACUAAUGAUUACGAUAGUAAUAACAAUAGACAAAGAGAAAGAGAAAGAGAUAGAGAAAGAGAUAGAUCUUUGAAACACUCUAGAUCUAGGUCACCUUCACCUUCAUCUUCAUCUAUUAAUAUGAACGGUGGUGGAAGUGGAAGUGGUAGCGGUAGUGGUAUUGGUAGUGGUAACAACAUUGGUGGAAGUGGAAGUGGAAGUGGUAACGUUAGUAUUUCAAACAGUAGAAGAUCAAGGUCAAGAGAUAGAUCACCUCCCUCUAGUAACAAUCGAUAUUAUAACAACAACAAUGGUGGAUAUAAUAGUAGACAAUCCUCACCACCAAAGCGAUACAACAACAACAACAACAACAACAAUAAUUAUUACAAACAAAACCAAAGUAAAGACAAUUCUUUUGUAUAUAAAGAUCGAGAUCUUGAUAACUACAUUGAUGAUAUCGAUUCGAAAGAAAGAGAAAGAGCGCAUGCUUCACCGACAUACGAAUCAUUAUUGCAUCAAAGUAAACCUUAUCUUGGUGUUCAAGAUAUGAAUGGUGGAGAUAAUAAUAAUAAUAAUAAUAGUAGUUAUAAUAAUAGUAGUUACAAUAGUAGUAGUUAUAGUAAUAGUAACAGUAACAAUAAUAGUAGUUCUUAUGGUCCUAGUAGUAAUAGUAUUAAUAGUUUUGAUUUGGAUAGUAAACAGAGAGAUUUGAAAGAUUUUAGAGAGCAAAGAGAGCGUGAUAAGAUGAACCUUCAACGUGAAAAGGAAAGAAGAGAGAAAGACCAGUACCGUGAUCAUCAUUAUUCCCAACAACAACAACAACAACAACAACAACAACAACAACAACAACAACAACAACAACAACAUCAGCAUCAAGAUUUAAAAGAAAAAGAUAGAGAAAGAGAAAGAGAAAAGGUGAGAGAUAGAGACAGAGAUAGAGAUAGAGAAAGAGAAAGAGAAAGAGAUAGAGACAGAGAGAGGGAAAGAGAAAGGGAAAGGGAAAGAGAUAGAGAUAGAGAGAAAGACGACAGAGAACGAAAGGAUCUAGAAGAACAACAGAGAGUAUACAAAGAGUUUGAUGAUAGAGCUGCCAAGGAGAGAGAAAAUCGAUCACAACGUGAUAAACGAGUUCUAAUUGGUUUAAUUGAGAAACAACAUGCUGAGUCAACAAAACAACAAAAUUCAAAUAACAGCAGCAAGAGUGAGAAUGAUGUUGUUGUUGUUGAUUCGGAUGGGACAACGGCUAUCGGUAAAACAGCUGACACUUCUCAUGAUAGUCGUAACACUCGUACCGAUGUUGGCUCACCCAGUAUGGAGAAAUCCAAGAGUAAUGUAUCGACGUCGUCAUCGCCAAUCACACCUCUGACACCAAAGCCACUGAGCACCAGACCAAACAUCGGUUGGGGUGAAGGUUUAAUUACGAAAUCAACUGAGCCUGAAGUCAGUGAUAGUAGUAUCAAUAGUGAAACUACUGCUACUGCUACCAGUAGUAAUAGUGUUAAUGGUAAUACUCUAACUAUAUCAGAUUCACCUGCUCUUGCUCUUACCGAUGCCGAUACCUUAACCAAGAUAUUCAGUGGCACCGUUGACACAUUGAAUACACCACUCUCAAGUACACACUCAUCCAACUCAUUACAACCAACACCAUUCGAUAGCAACAACAACAACAACAACAUUGUUAACAAUAUGAACAAUAUGAACAAUAGCAUCAACAAUAGCAAUAUCAUCAAUAGUAAUAAUGUCAAUAACAACAAUAGCAUGCUCAUCAAUAAUAAUGAUACAAAUGCAUCAUAUCCACCAAACUCUCCAAUGCCUUCACUUUCACUGUCAUCACCAAGCUUAUCUCAUGCAAACAUAGCUGAUUAUCGUGGUCAGAAUGUUAACAACAAUCUUAUGAAUAGCAAUAAUAUGAUGAAUAACAACAAUAACAUGUUAAAUAACAAUCAAAACUAUAAUAAUAAUUAUAAUAACAAUAUGAAUAUGAAUAACAAUUAUAUGAAUAUGUAUCCUCAACAAAGUCCAAGCUAUUACUCACAACAAAUGCAAUCACAACAUCAAAAUAAUAAUAGUAUGCAGGUGAACAACAAUAGCUAUGGUGGUAAUGCCAAUGCAGUAUCCUCACCAGCAAAUAAUGGUGCACCGUUAUCUCCAAGAAACAAUGUUGUUGCUGCUGCUGCUUGUACCAUCAAGAAUGAAGUAGUGGAAGGGCCAAUGUAUCUACCGAUGCUGCCAUCGAAGGAGCAAGUCAUCUUUAGUAUGGAGAAUCUCGACAAUGAUAUCGCAGCCGUCGAGAAAGAGUUGAAAAUACUACAGAACUCACUGAACAAAGUAGAGUCGACUCUGAGCAGACUAAAGAUUGAAAAGGAGGAAGAAGAGCAGCUGCUGCUACAACAAGAGGAGGAAGCGAAACAAAGUAGCAGUGGAACUUCUACUAGUACCGCCACCAAGAAGAGUAGUGCCGUCACCACUGCAGCAACUGGUAAGAAGAAGAGAAAGGUUGUUGCAUCGAGACCUUCGAUACUACCGACUUCGCCAGCGAAACCAAAGACCAAACCAUCGGCGACAUCCGCGACCGCAGCCAACGUCUUUGUUCCAAAGGCUACGAGAUGUCUUGAGAACGAGCAGCAAGUCUACGCUGAGAAUCAAGAGUAUGCCAGACAGGCAGACGAUCUCGUACUACAGACAUUCGAUGGUGCAAAGACCUAUGACGACAUCUCUGAGUUUCCAAUCUACCAGGAGACCAUCGACAACCACGAGAAGAUCAAAGACCAAUUCAAUGCAGUAUUACUAAGACGCAAACUAGAACUGCAACAAUACAACAAGAAGUUGGUAACUAAAUUUACAAAGGCAAUAGUCAACUUUAAAAAGAAGUUGAUUCAAAUCGAUGAAAAUCUACCAAAGGCAAAUGAUAAACCAAUCAAUAAGACAAGACCUGGACUUAGAUCUGGAACAAGAACAAGAAGACCUAUUCUUUCGGAUGCAGUGCGAAGUGAAGCAGAGUUCAUUGAGAUAAUGGAUCAGUUGAGAGAACAAGACGAAGCUACCGAUCCAAAUUGUAGAUUCGUUCACAUGAUGGCAGAAAUACCUCCAAUGUUACCACCAAGUGAAAGAGAGCUACAAUAUAUCAAUUACAACGGUUUGAUAGAGGAUCCUGUUGCAUACGACAAGGAGCGAAAAACAAUGGUUGUCUGGACUGACGAAGAGAAAGAUAAAUUUGUUAAAAAGUAUAUUUUGUAUCCAAAGAAAUUUGCCAAGAUUGCUUCAUUUUUCGAUACCAAGACCCCCGAGGAUAUGGUUGUAUUCUACUACAAUAACAAGAAGACAUUAAAUUUGAAAACACAAUUACUGAAUGCACAAACAAAGAAAAGAGGAAAGAAAGGAUUGGAACAUGCAUUCUUAUCAACUACCCAUGUAAAUAAUUCACCAGUUUUAUCACCUAAAACAACACCCAAAGUCACAUCGAGAACGAGGUCAGGAAAGCCAAUGAAAGAAUUGGUUCCAGAACCCACAGAGCCAGCUCCACGUCUUACUGCAAGAGAACAAGUUUUAUUGGCAAUGCAAACGACAAUCUCGUCUUCACCAGCACCAUCACCUGCAAUCACACCUAACAAAGAGAAAGAAAAAGAGAAAGACAAAGACAAAGAGAAAGAGAAGGAUAAAGAUAAAGAAAAAGAAAGAGAUAAAGAUAAAGAAAAGGAGAAAGAUAAAGAUAGAGAGAAAGAUAAGGAUAAAGAGAAAAAUAAAGAAAAAGAUAAAGAUAAAGAAAAAGAUAAAGAUAAAGAUAAUUCAACACACACCAUCAGUCAAUCAGCGAUGCUCAAUCCCCAAGAACCAGGCUACGAAACUAGAUACCCGUGGUCGAAUGAUGAACGAGAGCUUUUUAAUACUGCAUUUGCCAAGCAUGGAAUGGAUUUCAAAUUGAUAUCAGAUACCGUUGGAACCAAGACGUACUCGCAAUGUAGAAGUUUUUAUUACAACUCUAGAAGGAAAAAGCAAGAUAAGAAAAAGAUAGAAUCACCCUCAAGUUCUGACUCUUCCGACGAGUAA
This is a messenger RNA of Heterostelium album PN500, 4635 nucleotides long. It is a transcript of the gene mybP, whose product is annotated as SANT/Myb-like DNA-binding domain-containing protein. The transcript is spliced from 5 exons. Gene Ontology annotation, biological process: regulation of transcription by RNA polymerase II. Lineage: Eukaryota; Evosea; Eumycetozoa; Acytosteliales; Acytosteliaceae. The record is from RefSeq and is a predicted model, not a curated record. Bases 1 to 4635 code for a protein of 1544 amino acids.